Messenger RNA from Eufriesea mexicana, 2193 nucleotides. RefSeq names its product ETS-like protein pointed. Gene Ontology annotation, molecular function: sequence-specific DNA binding. Lineage: Eukaryota; Metazoa; Arthropoda; Insecta; Hymenoptera; Apidae. Gene Ontology annotation, cellular component: nucleus. Gene Ontology annotation, biological process: regulation of gene expression. Bases 778 to 2193 code for a protein of 471 amino acids. The record is from RefSeq and is a predicted model, not a curated record. The transcript has a single exon.
CUUAUCCGCUCUAAAUAAUUGUUCUGUUUUAAAAUAUUCUUUCACAGAAGAAAUUCGUUGGCCCGUAUAAGCGUUCCGAGAAGAAAGCGAAGUAAUGCUCUUUUAUUGUUAGAACAAACUACUUUUCGAAACGAAAACAUAUUGACCGAAUGGAAAGUGUUGACUCAUCGUAUUAUUUUCCCGUAAUUCGAGUCCGGCGGAGAAGAAGAAUACCGACGUAAUUCUACCGUGAUCUUCGAUGCAUUAAAAUUACGAACCACCAACGAAAUUAGUAUCAUGGUAGAGUGCACCGAUCGCGGCAGAGAGGUUAGACGGGCAUUGACCGGUGAAUAGCGCGUGUCUGUCGUCCGACGGCAACUCUUCGAUUUCAAAAUCUUGGCAUCGUUAUCGUUUUUCAGCGCGCAGCUACGAGGAAAGUGAGAGGUUAUGUGUGUGACUUGAAAACCCUACAACGACGCGAAGGAAAAAGAGAGAAAAAGUGAAAGAACUACCGGUGAACUACUCAUCCGGCAUGCCGUGUGCGGUAGUGCCGAGGAUGUCGAAGAACGAGAACGCGUAUGACAGGUGUGAGAUAGCAAAGAUCGGAAAGAUCGGUGAGCGUGCGUGGCCAAGAGGAACGACCGAAAGAACGCGGCGGAUUUCGGUGGUGGCUAACGCGUGAUCAUUCCCGUUUAUGGAGGAUGCGGCAGAACCCGGAGGUGUCUCCACGUAGGCGUGCUACCUGCGUUCCAGUGAUGUCGGUGUCGGGGUUACUUGCAGCGCUGCUGGACCUGGACCAUGGCCGGCAAGCCUGAGCAGCCGUCCACGCACCCUGCUCUCCCGAAUCACGGUCAUCAUCAUCAUCAUAACCAACAGCAGCAGCAGCAGCAACACCAGCAACACCAGCAACAAACGCACCCGCAACAACAUCAAGAACAACAUCCUCAGCAUACACAGGGGAUUCAGCAAAAUAGUGUUCUAGUCUACGUAUCGGGAGAGAAUUUUGCGUACGCGACGGCGGUCGGUCAGAAUGCCGCCGCCGCUGCUGCUGCUGCCACCGCAGUCGGCUAUCAGUCUCCGCAGCAGGCGACGUACGCCGGCAUUCUGCCGCCGCAGGUGGCGACGGCGGCGGCGCCGUUUCCCGCCAAAACCGCCAUUUAUUGCAACGAUAACAACGGCGCUGUUGGAAGCGCGGUUAAUAACUGCUGCCGGCUAAAGCCACUCGAGUAUGUGUCCACCGAUGGGGAAUCGAGCCGGUCGGCGCGAUCCAUGUCCACCGGUAACACCGAAGACGAAGAAGAUUAUGGAACGAUCGUCUCGAACAACGGUUUGCUAUACAGACAGACGAGUCUGGUUCAAACGACCAGCACGUCCGCGACAUCUACCAUGACGUGCGUAGCGUCGGCAUGUGACAGUAAGAAUCCGGCGAAUCGGAAUCCAUUAGAAAACGAUUCGAAUAAUACCGAGAACCUCGCAACGAACGUGGAGCCGAUCGGCAAGAUAAACGCUGGUGAAAUGCUACCUAACAAAUUAUUUCCAUCGAGAAUCCACGGUGAAAUUUAUCCAGCGGCAGCAAGACUGGCCGACGGUUAUAAUAAUAGCAGUCAGAUCACGCAGGGUGAUCACGGGGAGGGUUGCGUUGGUCUUUUAAGCGACGACGCUUGUGUCGCUUACGUGCGACAGGGAAACGAACCGUCUCAAGCGUCCGCGAGUGUCUUUCAAGGUGACAGUGUCGAACAGCGUAUCAAUAUGGACGAGAAGAGCCGGCAACAGGACGGUUUCGAUAACCAAACCGGCUCGUCGCUUUCUUCGUCCAGUUCGAACGUCGGUGUUAGUGGUGGCGGUAGUGUUGUCGUUGUCGGUAGUGGUGGUAGUGGUGCAACUAGCUGUGACUCUGUCCGUUCUGAUACCGGUGAAUCGUCGACUUAUAGUAGCCUGAGCAGUCCCGAAAGUCAAAGUCAAUCGGCACACGACGGUUUGUCUGCUGCGACGGUUAACGGCGGCGGUGCGUGCGCGCAGCAGGCUGCGCGUCAGCCGUCGCUGCCACGCAUCAACGGCUCGAACAAUAACAAUUCUGUGCAACAAAAUGUAGUGCUGACGAUGAACGGUAGUGCGGUGGUUACGCAGCAACAGCAGCAGCAGCAACACGCGAUUACGGUACCACGUGGAUGGAAAAGGAUAUGCACCAACGGGGUCAUCAUUUAUAUCAGGUGA